This is a messenger RNA of Moneuplotes crassus, 723 nucleotides long. The record is from the annotation of a GenBank genome assembly. NCBI's taxonomy places the organism in Eukaryota, Ciliophora, Spirotrichea, Euplotida, Euplotidae.
AUGGAUUCACUCAGAAACUAUAAAUUGGAAGAUAUCUUUGAGGAAAUUGCAAGAAGAUCUACCUGCUCCACCAAGCCCAAGAAAGACAUCAUCUUGGUUGGACCCCCAGGAUCCGGAAAGGGAACCCAGGCUCCAAGAAUUAAGGACGAACUCUGUCUUUGCCACCUCGCCACCGGAGACUUGCUCAGGAACGCUGUAGCCAAAGGAACUGAAAUCGGUAAAGAAGCCAAAGGAAUCAUGGCAAGAGGUGAGUUGGUUCCAGACCAGAUGGUUGUUGAUCUUAUUGAUGACGCUCUCAAGAUGCCAGAGUGCGAGAGAGGAGUUCUCCUUGAUGGAUUCCCAAGAACAAUUCCUCAGGCUGAAGCAUUAGACGAAAUGUUCGAAAGAAAGGGCAAGAAAGUUGAUCAUGUCGUUGAGUUCAAGACUGACGACGAUAUUCUCGUCGAGAGAAUCAGUGGAAGGAGAGUUCACAAGGCUUCAGGAAGAUCCUAUCAUGUCAAGUUCAACCCUCCAAAGACUGAAGGAGUCGAUGAUGCCACUGGUGAGCCCCUGAUUCAAAGGCCAGACGAUAAUGAAGAUGUCUUGAGAAACAGACUUGACAGCUACCACUCUCAGACAACUCCAAUCUUGGACUACUACAAGAAGCACAACGUCUUGACCACAAUCAACGCCAUGCAGGGAAUCGACGAAGUGUAUGCUGAUAUUGGUAAAGACAUUUUCUAA